CGGGAGACUAAUCUUUUCUUUAACUUUUCAUAUUAUUACAAAAAAACGCCAAAAGCUUUCGCUUUAGAUCAUGUCCAGAUUUCUCCUAGCAUGGAUUUUUAUGUCCGCCGCGUUAUGGCUAAUUCUUAUGCCGCAACAAACAAACGCGGCUCGAGCGUUCUUUGUGUUUGGCGACUCACUCGUGGACAGUGGUAAUAACAAUUACUUAGUCACCACCGCUCGUGCCGAUUCUCCGCCGUAUGGAAUCGAUUAUCCGACCGGUCGACCAACUGGUCGUUUCUCCAACGGCUUGAACCUCCCUGACAUCAUCAGUGAACAAAUUGGAUCUGAGCCUACAUUACCAAUUCUUAGCCCUGAGCUCACCGGAGAGAAGCUAUUGAUCGGAGCUAACUUUGCCUCUGCCGGUAUUGGAAUACUCAACGAUACUGGCGUUCAAUUUUUGAACAUUCUUAGGAUCGGAAGGCAAUUCGAGCUGUUCCAAGAGUAUCAAGAAAGAGUGAGUGAGAUUAUAGGUUCAGACAAAACACAACAGCUUGUAAACGGGGCUCUUGUCCUCAUGACUCUCGGUGGCAACGAUUUCGUCAACAACUACUUCUUUCCCAUCUCUUCUAGAAGACGCCAAUCAUCUCUCGGAGAGUUUAGCCAGCUUCUCAUCUCAGAAUACAAGAAAAUCCUAACGAGGCUGUAUGAGUUGGGAGCGAGGAGGGUUAUGGUGACGGGAACAGGACCGUUGGGUUGCGUACCAGCCGAGCUUGCCUCAUCCGGAAGUGUGAAUGGAGAAUGUGCACCCGAGGCUCAACAGGCUGCAGCAAUAUUCAAUCCGCUUUUGGUUCAAAUGCUUCAAGGACUUAACCGUGAGAUUGGUUCUGAUGUUUUCAUUGGGGCUAAUGCCUUUAAUACAAAUGCGGAUUUCAUCAACAAUCCCCAAAGAUUUGGUUUUGUGACUUCAAAGGUAGCAUGUUGUGGACAAGGCGCAUACAACGGGCAAGGCGUUUGUACCCCGUUGUCGACCUUAUGCCCUGACCGCAAUGCCUAUGCUUUCUGGGACCCUUUCCACCCAACCGAGAAAGCCACUCGACUCAUCGUCCAACAAAUCAUGACUGGUUCCGUUGAAUACAUGAACCCCAUGAACCUUAGUACCAUCAUGGCUUUAGACUCCAGAAUAUAAUCAAGGAAGUAAUCUUUUUUCAGAAUAUGUUAUGUGACACAAUGUUAGCUGAUAUGCAAGUGUCAUUUCGGUAUCUCUACUUAAUUUUGGCAUUUUUCAUACCGGCUUUAGAUACUAAUCAAUUAUCAUUAUUGUA
Arabidopsis arenosa is the source of this 1304-nucleotide messenger RNA. The record is from the annotation of a GenBank genome assembly. Lineage: Eukaryota; Viridiplantae; Streptophyta; Magnoliopsida; Brassicales; Brassicaceae.